Terrapene triunguis (Three-toed box turtle) is the source of this 997-nucleotide messenger RNA. RefSeq names its product A disintegrin and metalloproteinase with thrombospondin motifs 7-like. Gene Ontology annotation, molecular function: metalloendopeptidase activity. The record is from RefSeq and is a predicted model, not a curated record. Gene Ontology annotation, biological process: extracellular matrix organization. The transcript is spliced from 5 exons. The coding region runs from base 273 to 803 and encodes 176 amino acids. Gene Ontology annotation, cellular component: extracellular matrix. NCBI's taxonomy places the organism in Eukaryota, Metazoa, Chordata, Testudines, Emydidae.
UCCAGUGCUCCACAACCUGUGGCUUAGGAGCUAGCUGGAGGACAGUGCAUUGUAGCACAGGCAAAGAUGAAGAUUGUGUUGCUGCAAAUAAACCUGUCCCUGCUCGAAGGUGUUACCUGAGACCAUGUUCCUCGUGGCGUAUUGGAAACUGGAGUAAGUGCUCCAAGAACUGCGGAGGGGGACUGAAGGUUCGGGACGUGCACUGCGUUGACACCAGAGAACAGAGGCUUCUGCGGCCCUUUCAUUGUCAAGCUGUUUUCUACAAGCCCCCAAUGCAGACUCCCUGCCAAACCAAGCCUUGUCUGGACUGGUAUACCUCGUCCUGGAGAGAGUGCUCUGAGUCAUGCGGCAGCGGCGAGCAGGAGCGUUUAGUUACGUGUCCAGAAUUCGGACGGUGUGAUGAAAUGUUAAGGCCAAAUAACACAAGACCCUGCAACACUCACCCAUGUACCAAAUGGGUAGUGGGAUCAUGGGGAGAGUGCACAGCUACCUGUGGUGGUGGCAUCCAGCGGCGACAGGUGAAGUGCAUGAACACAAAAACUGGUGAAGCUGAAGAAGACAGUAGCCUGUGUGACCAUGAACAGUGGCCAGAGAACACCCAGAAGUGCAAUCCCCAGGACUGUGACAAUAGCGAGUCAACCUUCAUCUGUGAGCGGGACCGCCUCACGUUCAGUUUUUGUCAAACCCUAAGGAUUCUGGGAAGAUGCCAUCUUCCAACUGUCAACGUGCAGUGCUGCCGAACCUGCCGCCAGCACGGUCACAGUGCUCGGGAUCGUGGGAAUGAACGUGUCUCCAGGAGGUGAAACCGUUUAGGUAGAAGGACCCUUUAUGGGGAGGGGGAAAAACAGAGCUGUAGAAGCUUCAAGAGAACAUACAUUAUGCAGUGAACAAAAGGAACUCCUUAAAACUAGGUUUUGCCACAUGGUCUGUUCAUAUAGCAGUGCAGAAUGUUGCUACAAGUUCCUCCACUGGGGAUUUUGUAUGGUGCUCUUUAAAA